Cladophialophora carrionii CBS 160.54 is the source of this 2646-nucleotide messenger RNA. RefSeq lists its product as uncharacterized. Gene Ontology annotation, biological process: DNA repair; mitotic DNA replication checkpoint signaling; DNA damage checkpoint signaling. Lineage: Eukaryota; Fungi; Ascomycota; Eurotiomycetes; Chaetothyriales; Herpotrichiellaceae. Gene Ontology annotation, molecular function: chromatin binding. The coding region runs from base 1 to 2646 and encodes 881 amino acids. The record is from RefSeq and is a predicted model, not a curated record. The transcript has a single exon.
AUGGCUCCACGACCUGCCAAACGGCAGCGCCGAUCCACCAUUGCUCUUUCGGACGAAGACGACGCGGAUUUCGGGCUUCCCUCCUCAAAACAAGCAAAAGGCGGCUCUCAGCGCGAGAUCACACGCGAUGGCAGGACUUCGACCACCGUGUCUCCGAUCAAGGGCACGAGAACGAGGCCAGCUCUGAAGAAGGCCGCAGCCACAUCGUCCCCCAUAUCCUCGCCAGAAAAGUCGCGAAAGAAUACCAAAGUUAAAGAUGACGCCGUGAAGAACAAGUCUCUGCAUAACUUCUUUGGAAAGGCCAGCGAGGAGCAAAGAUGGCGGAAGAAAUCACAGACCCCAGAUCUGGAAGUUGAGAACGGUGCCGAGUUGAGCGACGCCAUUGAGGACGACGAUCUAUCGGACGAGACGUUACAGGAACUUGGCUUGAAGAUUGACAAAUCAAGCAAGCCGGUGGAACGGCGCAAUCCAGGUCUACUACCCUCUGUAGGAGGUCACAAAGCAGGUACAAAUGGAGGAAGCCUGCCAUCCAGCCAGAGAUUCAUCAAGCCCGCGGUAACUGCUCGAAACUUCAUCAAUGCUACGAACGCGGACCGAGCAGAGGUAGAUGGCCACGCGCCGUGGGCCGAUCGCUACGGUCCUAACGAUCUUGAGGAGCUGAUGGUCCACAAGAAGAAGGUUGCUGAUGUGCAAAGUUGGUUGCAAAGCAAGAUUGACGGCCGGAACAACCAGAAACUCCUGGUCCUGAAGGGACCUGCGGGCAGCGGGAAGACCAUGACCGUGUCUCUGCUUGCGAAGGCUAUGGGCUUGCAAGUGGUUUCCUGGCACAAUCCGGCUGUCUCAGAAUCCGGACCAAACAACUCAAUCUCUGCACAGUUCGAUGAGUUUUUAAAUCGAGGUGGUCAGUUUGGUAGCCUGGCAUUUGACCAUGAUGUAUCUACUGGACAGGCUCCGGAGAGGGCAAUCAGCAAUCAAAUCCUUGUCAUCGAGGAGUUUCCAGCAACCAUGACGAGAUCCUCCAGUGCUCUACAAUCAUUCAGAGCUGUCAUUUCACGAUUCCUCGCACGAGCAAAACCUGCGCCUGCGAUGGUUUUUCGUGGACACCAGAGCUCCGAUGAGAUUUCUCCACCGGUCGUCAUCAUCAUAUCCGAAACACUUCUGUCUUCGUCCACCGCCCUGGCGGACAGCUUCACAGCUCAUCGGCUACUUGGACCGGAGAUUUUAAACCAUUCGUUUGUGACGACCAUGGAUUUCAACCCCGUUGCCGCCACCCUAAUGACAAAGGCUCUCGACCUAGUGGUGAAGAAAGAAGCGAGAGACUCGCGGCGCAGGCGGACGCCGGGUCCUGCGGUCAUCGCCAGACUGGCUGAGAUUGGAGACAUUCGCAGUGCGGUCAACUCCCUCGAGUUCCUGUGUCUCAAAGGGGACAUUGGCACAGAAUGGUCAGGCACCGUAGCGGCGAAACUCAAGCGCUCUUCCAAGGAUCAUGCAGCCCUUACAGAGACGGAAAGAAACUCGCUCGCCUUGUUGAGCCAACGAGAAACAACAUUGGACAUGUUCCACGCCACUGGCAAGAUAGUCUACAACAAGCGUGAGGAUCCUCGUGUCUUGGACACCAGAGCCGAACCACCCCCCAAGCCCCCGGACCACCUCAUGCAUUUGUACACGCCCAAGGUGUCGCAGGUGGACAUCGAAGCGUUGCUGAGCGAGACCGGCACAGAUAUUCAGACCUUCAUUUCCACCGUCCAUGAGAAUUACAUCCUCUCCUGCGGCGGCGACAAUUUCGAAGUCAGCUUCGAGGGCUGCUCGGAUAUCCUUUCGGUCAGCGAUGUAUUGAAUCCUGAGAAUCGUCCGAAUCGCCGUGGCAACGCUGCGAACCCCAAUGCCGGCAUUGUUCAGUCGAACUUUCAAGCCGGAUCGUCCGAUACGCUCCGCCAAGACGAGAUCAGCUUCAACGUGGCUACCAGAGGACUACUCUUCAGUCUGCCCUUUCCCGUGAAUCGAUCGGGGGCUGCAGUCCCAGGAGGUAAGAGGGGAGACGAGUUCAAGAUGUUCUACCCGGCAAGUUUGAGGCUGUGGAAGCCCAUGGAGGAGAUGCACGGGUUAUUGGACAUGUUUGUCUAUGGUGACGGGAUUGCGCCGAGCAGACCAGCAACAUCUGGCGCCGAUGGCCCGAUCAGUGACGGAGGCGUUGCGACUUGGCAAUCACGGAUUCUCGCCGAGGACUCGAUUUCGACAACAAUGCCGCAGCCGCCUAUUAAAUCAGAACCGUCAGACCAGGCUACCCGGUACCCUACGCUCAUGGGCGUGGGAGACGAGCAAGACUUUCCGCCGCCUCCGACCACCCACGCCAAAGAUGUCCUGACCCUCGAACUGCUUCCAUAUAGGACGCGCAUCCUCUCCGCACGGCACCAAGACACUACCUCCCUCGAGAAGAUCACCAAGUUCAAACCGACAAGCUAUCUUUCUACAGCCGAAGAUCACGCCGAAGAAGAGGACGACGAAGCGAUGGCCACCGCCCUGCCCCGCGCCACCAGAGCAGGUUCGAGCACGGCCAGUGGGAGGAAUGCUGCCGUAACCCGAGAGACGCCGUCAAUGGGCGUGGAGAAAAUGUAUAUCUCCGACGACGACAUUGAAGAUGACUGA